UACCUUUCUAUAAAGACUCUCGCCGUUAUGUCGGACCAAAUAUUCGAUCUGGCUCCUGACGGACUGUUACUGCAAACAAAUCGCAACAUCAGUAAGCGUCUGGAGUCUGUUCCUACCGAGAUACCAGCAUGUUCUUUAGAAAGCGCCAAAACGAGUUUUGAGCCGAAAUCCGUACCCGAGGAAGACUUAUUGGGUGUCACGUCUGUGUCCGUGUUGCCUAUCCUCAGGUUUUCCCCGACAGACACUAAAGUGCCGACAUUUUACUGCCCAGGUCGACCCUACUCCAUAUGCCCAGUGUCCGAUGACGAGGCAUGGGUUAUUUGUGACACCUCGGAGACCAUUCAGCUUUAUUCCAAGAACGGGGCAAUCCGACAGUUUCUCAAAUUACCAGGGGAGGCCAAUGACAUUUGUUGUUUUCCAAACGGUAGUCUCUUUGUCACAGAACUUCGAGGACGUGCCAUCUGGAAAAUUGGAACAGACAAUUCUGUGAAAACCUUCACUACCAUCGACGACACAGUUCGUGGGGUUUGUUAUUUUGGCGGGAAGUUCUAUGUCACGUGCAAGGAUUCGAGUCGGCACAUGUUGUCCAUUUUGACGCAAGACACGGGCGACAUUGAAAAGGAGAUCGUACAAGACAACGGCAACCCAAUUUUUUGUCAUCCAGAUCGUCUUUCUGUCACGAGUAGCGGUACUGUGUGUGUGACCGACAGGGGCAAAGAUGGCGCUGUUGUCUUUGUCACAUCAGACGGACACGUGAAGUCCUCAUACAGGGGAGAAGGAGGAGAGCAAAAUGGGGGACAGAAAGAGCGGUUUGAACCCUGGGGACUUUGUGUGGAUCAACACGACAACAUAUUCAUAUCUGACCGCUUCAAUGACGUCAUCCAUGUUCUCAACGAAAAUGGUGUUUUCCAGAAGUUCUUGCUGACUGAAGAUGACGGGAUAAGGCGCCCCCUGGGCAUAGCUGUGGACAAUGCCGGACACAUUUGGGUCGGCAAUGAGGACGGAAGUAUCCAUGUGUUCGAAUACCUAGAGCUUUUAUAAUGUCCGUCGGUGAUUCUGUGUUCACUAACAAUAAGUCGGACAAAAAAACCGGAUAACAAUAGGUUGGGCACAAAAACCGAAGCUAACAGUAAUUCGGGCACAGCAAUGAGAGUAACAAUAUAUCAAGCACAGAAAUAUAGGUAACAAUAGGUCGGACACACAGCUCGGGGGCAUAAAACUGGGGUUCAAUAGGUCGGGCAUAAACUGUGGUAAACGAAAGGUCGGGCAUACAAAACUGUGGAUUACACAAUAACUCAGGUACAAAACUGAGGGUCACAAUAGGUCAGGCAAAAAAUUGAGGGUAACAAUAGGUCGGGCAUAACAAACUAAGGAUAACAAUAGGUCAGUCAGUAAACUAAUGGUAACAAUAGGUCAGGCAUAAACUGAGGGUAAGAAUAGGUCGGGUACAAAACUAAGGGUAACAAUUGGUCAGGCAUAAAACUUAGGGUAACAAUAGUUCAGGCAUAAACAAAGGGUAACAAUAUAUCAGGCAUAAAAUUAAGGGUAACAAUGGAUCAGGCAUAAA
Messenger RNA from Mizuhopecten yessoensis (Yesso scallop), 1567 nucleotides. RefSeq lists its product as uncharacterized. The transcript has a single exon. Gene Ontology annotation, molecular function: protein binding; ubiquitin protein ligase activity. Bases 28 to 1041 code for a protein of 337 amino acids. The record is from RefSeq and is a predicted model, not a curated record. Gene Ontology annotation, biological process: proteasome-mediated ubiquitin-dependent protein catabolic process; protein polyubiquitination. NCBI's taxonomy places the organism in Eukaryota, Metazoa, Mollusca, Bivalvia, Pectinida, Pectinidae.